Messenger RNA from Heterostelium album PN500, 1002 nucleotides. RefSeq lists its product as uncharacterized. The record is from RefSeq and is a predicted model, not a curated record. The coding region runs from base 1 to 1002 and encodes 333 amino acids. Lineage: Eukaryota; Evosea; Eumycetozoa; Acytosteliales; Acytosteliaceae. The transcript has a single exon.
AUGAGUGGAUUUUCAACAUCAACUGAAGAUAUUCUGUUUGAAAUGGAUAGACAGAACAAAAAGAUCAGUGAAACAAGAGGUAGACCACUAAGUCUUAGAGAUAUAAAGCGUUUGCCAAUCGAUAUAAGUGGUAAUACCCUGAUGGAUCCAGUCAAUAUUCCCUCGAAAUUCAAGCUGUUCCAAGCCACUACCGAUGCCGGUAAUCUCUUUGCUUUUGUACAGUAUAAUCUUGCCGAUGGUGUUCGUAUCUCUGGUCGUUCCAUUGAUUCGCGUGUCAAGCUCAGCUACGACCUGCCCAACCACUCGACCCACAUCAAGUCGUUCAUAAGCAGCGGUGAGAAUGCACGUGGCGUUCGUGAGCACCAAAUCGGAGUGAUGGUUCCAAAUCUCUAUUCCAGCUACAAAACACGUAUGGGAUCGGUGGUUCAAUUUGGUGUAGGAACGGGACUCCGCAUGCGGGGAAUCUCUUCCCAACAACUGCGAGUAUCGCCAUUCCUCCACCCGAAGCUGACAGUGUUUGGUCCGUUUGGUUGGUGGCAGAUCAGUGCACCACUCAACAGAAAUGCAGGUAUUCUCCAAAUGAAACAUCAUAUAUUCUUUUCGAUUCGCGGAACCACCAUGUUGUCGAGUCUCGAGUUGUCAAGCAGCCGUCUCGCUCAAAGCAUCAACAGUUACACACAAUCGAUUUUCAAUAACAACAGCAGCAGCAGUAGUAGUAGCAAUAGCAUUAAAGAAGAUAGUAACUCCAAGUUAUUAUCAACAUCACCGAAAUCAACCAAUUCACAAAUUCAAAGUCACGAUACUGUAGAAUACAAGAUCGUUCAUGUCGCCUCUGCAACCGAGCUAGGUGUACGUAGAACUAGUAACAAAUAUGCUUCCAAGUGGGAGUUACUCCUUGGUUUGAAGCACAACGUCGCUCACUCUGUUUUCAUUCAAUGUCUAUUCACCCAUACCAUCGGUGAAAGAACCGACUUUGCACUUAGUUUAGGAUUAGAUUUAUAA